AUGGGUGCAUUUGAUGAUUCCAAGCCUGCACUGGCUAUGCUUGUAUUGCAGUUCUCCUAUGCAUUUGUUUCUCUCAUCACAAGAGCUGCUCUUGUACAAGGAAUGAGUCCUAGGGUCUUUGUUGUCUACAGACAAGCUAUAGCAACUUUGGUCAUUGCACCUAUAGCUUAUUUCUCAAGAAAAUCAGGUGGGACAUCUAUGGGACUAAGGAGCUUUUCUUUAGUGUUUUCAGCCUCACUUAUAGGUGUAACAAUCAAUCAGAAUGUCUAUGCUGAGGGACUAUACUUAGCCUCAUCGUCAAUGGCAAGUGCUAUGGGUAAUCUCGUUCCUGCAAUCACAUUUGUCAUGGCAUUUUCUAUCGGAUUGGAGAAGAUUAACAUUCGAAGCUUCAGAAGUAUUGCGAAAAUAGUAGGAACAGUAAUAUGUGUCGGUGGAGCGAUAUCAAUGGCAUUGCUCAGGGGACCAAAGCUACUUAACACAACCAUUUUUGGGUCGGGAGGAGAGGAUUGGUUGCUGGGUUGUCUGUUUAUCUUUGCGAGCACUUGUUGCUGGUCAAUUUGGCUGAUUUUGCAGGUUCCGGUUACAGCUAGCUAUCCUGACCACCUAUCCUUGUCAGCGUGGAUGUGUUUCAUGGGAACACUACAGUCAGGAAUUCUGACAUUAUUCUUAGAGAAAGACUUGGAUGCAUGGAAACUGCAUUCAUACUUGGAACUUGUUGGUUGUUUGUUCACAGGAAUUAUAGGAUCCGGGUUUGCUUUCUAUGUUCAGGCCUGGGUAAUUUCUCAAAAAGGUCCCCUCUUUUCUGCGAUGUUCAAUCCUCUAUGCACUGUUAUUGUCACCAUAUUGGCUGCUAUUUUCCUCCAAGAAGAGAUUUACACUGGAGGCUUGGUAGGAGGAGUUGCUGUGAUUAUUGGUUUAUAUAUUGUGCUAUGGGGAAAAGCCAAAGAUCAGUUUAUAAAGGAGGAAGACGAAAUCAAUCCGAAGCUGGAAAUUGAUCAAAAGCAGACAAUUAAAAUCACGAUUGCGGAGUCUAGAGGAGGCAAACUUGAUUUGGAAGAACCUCUUUUGUCUGAUAAAUCUAAUGACAUUGAAGAGAACCAUAAUUUCCAUCAAAAAUAG
Dovyalis caffra is the source of this 1119-nucleotide messenger RNA. Lineage: Eukaryota; Viridiplantae; Streptophyta; Magnoliopsida; Malpighiales; Salicaceae. The record is from the annotation of a GenBank genome assembly.